Messenger RNA from Boeremia exigua, 435 nucleotides. RefSeq lists its product as uncharacterized. The transcript has a single exon. The record is from RefSeq and is a predicted model, not a curated record. Bases 39 to 335 code for a protein of 98 amino acids. Lineage: Eukaryota; Fungi; Ascomycota; Dothideomycetes; Pleosporales; Didymellaceae.
UCGCGCGAGAACAGGAGCGUCAGCGCCUGGCAGUGGCGAUGACUCGCCGCCCUGUCGAUGCCCCACGGUCUCUUCUGUACCACGGCUAUAGCUCCCAGCAGAUCCACAAGAACGGCAGCGGUAAGGUCGGCCCAGAAAUGUACGGCGGUGGACUAUCCUGGGAUCUUGGGCUUUGCUUCGCACACUUCCUUACGUACGAGAGGUGCGAGCAUGGUCAAGCCUGUGAGUGGCGCCACAGGGAACUGACUGCCGAGGAGCGCGACUACAUCUUCAAGCAGGGUCAUGUUCAGUUCCUUCUCAAGGCCGAUAUGUUCGUGGAUGAUAAGACCUCUUAGUGCCAGCACGACGGUGGGGACCAUGAAUCCGUUAUCUUAUGUCGUCGCCUCAUAUUUCGGUUCUAAACACUUGAAGUCACACGGAUAAUGCAGUCGUGGC